Molecule: messenger RNA, 2277 nt
Organism: Orussus abietinus
Lineage: Eukaryota; Metazoa; Arthropoda; Insecta; Hymenoptera; Orussidae
Gene: zyd
Product: sodium/potassium/calcium exchanger 3
Exons: 8
Coding region: 19-1440 (473 amino acids)
Biological process (GO): intracellular calcium ion homeostasis; calcium ion transmembrane transport
Cellular component (GO): membrane
Molecular function (GO): calcium, potassium:sodium antiporter activity; calcium channel activity
Source: RefSeq, a predicted model, not a curated record
GACAACGGGAUUGACAACAUGGAUACGUCUGACCUAGGAGGAGGUAUUAAUUGCACGCCACCUGCGAUCGAAGACUUCCCACAUGACUUGUUCGACGAGAAGCAACGACAAGACGGGGCCGUCGUCGUCCACGUCGUAGUAUCCCUUUACCUCUUUAUCGCGUUAGCAGUAGUAUGCGAUAAAUUCUUCGUACCUGCCGUAGAAAAAAUAUGUCACGCACUGUCGAUGUCAAAAGACGUGGCCGGGGCCACGUUCAUGGCUGCGGCGACGUCGGCACCGGAGUUAUUCGUCAACGCUAUCGGAACCUUUAUCACCGAAGGUGACAUCGGUGUAGGGACGAUCGUCGGAUCGGCGGUUUUCAACAUCCUGGCCGUCCCGGCAUGUUGCGGAAUCGGUGCAGGCAUGGUGGUGCCUCUAGACUGGUGGCCGGUCAGUAGGGACUGCCUCGCGUACGGAGUAACCGUCGCCAUCUUAAUCUGCAUAAUACACGAUGAGCGCGUCGAGUGGUAUGAGGCAUUGUCGUUGGUAUUACUGUACAUCGUUUAUAUCGCCGUCAUGUACUGGGACAAAUCCUUCCAGCGUUGCACGAGGUUUCGCACGAAGAAGAGCCAACUGUCGUCGGAAGAUUGUCACAUCUCUACAGGCGAGGCUGGAGAUAUCCACUUAUCGCGAUCCGAUAAAUUGCAAUCGGCCGGCGAUCGCGCGGAGCAAAUUGCAACGAUCGACGUGCCGCUCCAAAAUGGCGGCACGAAAACUCAGGAGGGGAACCACGAUCCCGAGUACGAGUACGAACUCCUGGUGUGGCCAGCAAGAGCCGGCUGGAUAAGGAAAACUGCUUGGAUCUUGACCUGGCCAAUUCAUUUGGUCUUUAUGUGCACGAUACCGGAUUGCGAGAAGCCCCGAUUCAAAAAUUGGUUCCCGGUCACGUUCCUCAUGUGCAUCAUUUGGAUCGGUUCGCUCAGCUACGUCGUUGCCUGGAUGAUCACCAUAAUCGGUGAUACAUUGAAGAUCCCCGACUCGGUAAUGGGCAUCACGUUCCUGGCUGCCGGGACUAGUGUACCAGAAGCUGUAUCGAGCGUAAUUGUGGCGAAGCAAGGACACGGUUCCAUGGGCAUCAGCAACUCGAUCGGGUCCAACACGUUCGACAUCCUGCUCUGUCUGGGUCUACCCUGGCUGAUCAAGUCCUCCUUUUCACCCACGCAGCCCGGGAAGCAUUAUAUCAGCAUCAAUUCCGGGGGCCUGGAAUACAGCGCCAUCUCCUUGCUGUCGACAUUAAUGUUAUUAUACAUCGCGUUCGCCUCUAACAAGUUCCAGUUGGAUAGGAAAGUAGGCCGGGCCUGCCUGUGCAUGUACGCGGUCUUCCUCAUCCUAGCAUCCCUGAUCGAGCUCAAUGUCUUCUUCAGGGUGAAUCUGCCGACAUGUCAGAGGACGGUCAAGUGAGGCCGUCCGAGAUCAGCAAGUCCAGCCAAUUGCCCGUUUCCGUUUGUUCGUCCGUUUUUCCUUUUCCUCCCAUCCGACGAUUGCGAUUAGUCGAGCCUACGCCGUCACCAGAGAACCCUGAGGAACCUCGAGAAACUUACGAGCAACUACCGUACCAACGUCGGGCGGGUGCUUAUAUCGAAUACAUGUGUCUCCCCGUGUGUACAGUGUUUUGAGCGUUACACGUUUAUUCAUACAGUUGAGAAUAACCCAUUUUAUACGAGUCUCUCUCGCGUCGUCGCGUCGAAUCGUCCCGUAGGCGUCGCGACGCUGCAAACUCCGGACCCGCUCCUUUUUCGAGAUUUCGAGGACUACUCGGUCACUUUUCGAGCCCUCGGUGCGGUUCCGAGGAAAUGCAUGCACUGAACUAAAGAUAGAAUAAAUUCCACUCAUUGUCUCAGUUAAAUGUGGAGAACUCGAUAUGCGAGGUGGUUCAACUUAGAUUUCGAGCGAAGUCACAUUUUGGAGUCGAGUCAAACUGUUGAGUAGGACCAACUCGUUUAAUGAGUUCGCAAUAUUUGACUCAGAAUAUCAGUUGAAUUUAUGUCAACUCGAGUUACUCGAAGAUUGCCGACUCGAAUCGACGACUCGACGCCGCAAAUCAAUUCGGCGCGACGAGUCGAGUCAAUCGCGAGUUGGAGAGUAAAAUGAUUCGAAUAAUUACUCGAAUAAAAAAUGAAGGCGAUUGGUAUCUCGGUACGAGUAACUCGGUCUCACUCUUCCCCUCGUAACUCGCAUUCGUUUGUACCGAUAACACGAGUUACAAUAAAAAUGACUCGAGUUUAACGAGUUAAAGUA